Messenger RNA from Wasmannia auropunctata (little fire ant), 7847 nucleotides. It is a transcript of the gene Phlpp, whose product is annotated as PH domain leucine-rich repeat-containing protein phosphatase 2. The transcript is spliced from 17 exons. The record is from RefSeq and is a predicted model, not a curated record. Lineage: Eukaryota; Metazoa; Arthropoda; Insecta; Hymenoptera; Formicidae. The coding region runs from base 16 to 5562 and encodes 1848 amino acids. Gene Ontology annotation, molecular function: protein binding.
AUCCACGAAAGUAAAAUGCUGAUCGCCAGUGCAUCCAACAAUCAAACAAUUGCUCCUACGUCAUCCGUAAAGCUACGGAGAUCCCGCCGAUUAUCAUCCACCAGAGGAUUAAAGCAACGAACCACCGCAAAUAUCCCGAAGGAUUCUCUUCCUUGCCAAGACCCCCAUCGGAAACUCGGUCUUUGUGCCGCAUUGAGCGAGAACAUCGACGAGGACAACACGAGAGGCAGACUACUGAUAAACUGGGAGAUGAACGAGAGGAUCAGCUUGAGCAGUGGCUCCAGUGUCGGAUUGGCGAUUCGUCCUGACAGCAGGAAGGGUAUCGAAUUCAGCGAGAAUCGCAGAAGGGAAAUUGAAAGUAGAUCGAAAAUCGUCGAAUGCUCGGAACGAAAUAGAGAAGCGAAGUCAUCGUCAUCAACUAAACCGACAUUGGAGUUGAUGAACGUGUCCGGAUUCCCCUCGAAUGUCGAUCGAAAGCACCGUGGAAGUUCCCGCUCGAUUGAGAUCGACACGGCGGACGAGAAUGUUCUCAAGAGCGAUUCGAAGUACGAAAUCGGUACUCCUAGUAAUCGAGGCUCCGCAACAAGAAAGCAGAGGCAACAGAACACGCUCAGGAAGGAUAAUGUCGACACGACGAGAAGGUGGACCAAGGAUAAGUCCGGUGACUCCAUUUCGAAACGGCUGGAAUUAAUCCACGAGCUCAAUCAGAAGAUUCUGGCUAACUACGAGAGGUUCCAGCAGAGAUCGAAGCGUGCCAAGGACACGAAGGAACAGACUGUCAAGAAUUGUGCCAAGGAUAGCGUUGAUCCCGAGGAACAUGUUUAUACGGAGAUCAAGAGGAGAAAUAAAACAACCUGUGGAACGAGAGAUCGGAAGAACCAGGGUAUUUUUAAGCAGGAUAUCUCUAACCAGGAAACUUGUAGAAAAGAAUCCUCCAAGCGAGAUACUUGUAGACAGGCGGAUAAUAAAUCAGUCUUAUCUAAAAGUUACUACGAAAGUAUCAAAGGCCGAACGGAGAAGAGAGACAUUUCAAGAGCUACGAAUAAACCCGAUCGCAGGAUCGUUUGCGAGAACAUGAAUUUCAGCAUGGCGGCUAAGGAAAAUUUCUUCUAUCAGGCAGACGAGAAGACGCUGCAGCCGUCGAAAUAUGUGAAAUUGAAAAACAAGAAGGGAAGAUUGUCAGAGGGAAGUUCGGUCUUCUAUGCAAACGAGGACGACGUUCCGCCAAAGGAGAGCGAAUCAAUUGAGACUCGAGAUUGUCUGGAGAAUUCCAGAUUGUAUCCCGAAAGUUGCAAUUUGUAUAAUAACGAGCCGGAGAAUGAUAGUUCGAAGGAAGAUAACGCGAAAGACAACGCUUUGAAGAUCGAUCGAUCCGAUUCGCGUGGCGACGCCGAGUCGCGGACGGGGAGCGAGGACGACGUGACGGACGAAAAGAUUUUGGAGAGCAAGAUUCUGGAAAAUCUGGACGAGACAAUCGAUAGAUUCGAUAGCGAAAGGACGCAGCUGACGUCCGGGGAUAGCAAUGAGGAGAAGGAUAGCUUCAGCACGGAUUCUAUACAGAGCGGGAGCCCGUCGAGCGUGAAAGACUCGAAGGACGCCGCUAACCUCCUGGAUACCUUCAAUUCCUCCUGGGACUCGGGAGUCGGGGUGGACGUCGGCAACGGGAGUGGGUGGGUGAGGAUACACACGGGGAUCGAGAGCAGCCUCGUAUAUCUUACUCUGGACACCACAGCUAAGGACGUCUGCAGGGACAUGCUGCUGGGAGACGACUUGUCUCUGUUUGUUCAGUAUGGCGGUGAGCCGGGCAGGAGGUUGGCGUCCCAAGAGAAGCCGCUGGAGAUUCAGGAUCAAUUUCUUCAAAGACUUGGCUACCAGGAUAUAUCCCGGCGCGCUCGUCUGGGAGUUGAUCCAGAACUCAGACAUCUCAUCGGCUUUCACGUAGGACCCGCAUCGCCAUUACCAGAUCUGGCGGGAUACAGCCGUUGCGGCUACACUUUGGUAUUGAAGGGGUUGGUUUUUCCUCAGUGGAAGCGUCGACCUCUGGCCAUCAUCGGCUCCAGGCUCUUCCUUUAUCCGGCUUGUCCGGAAUCGCGAGCAGAAUGGAUGGAACUGGGCGGCGGAGGUGGCGCGGUAUGCUAUGCGCCGUCACGUCUGGGCAAACUCGUUUUGCGUGUCACUGGGUUUCCCAGGGUCACUCAACAGUGCCAUGUGAGCCAACACCCCGAAGAGAGUCACCAUCGUGAAACCAGGCAUCUGUAUCUGGGCUUCCAUCAUCCCUGGGAUCGAGACCUCUGGAAAAGCUGGAUCAAAAAGGCUACGCAAUUGUCGACAUGCCCCAAAAGUUUGGACUUGAGCAAGGCGGGCCUAUCAAGGCUUCCCGACAGCGCGAUAGCUUUUGCGGCGAUAGAGGAGCUCGCAUUAGGAUGCAACCAGUUCACUAACGUUGAUAACAAUCUGAAGCUUCUGCACAGGUUUCCCAAACUUCAUGCCGUUCAUCUGGAGAGCAACAAUCUCCACAGAAUCCCGAGGGAACUGCUGGAGCUGUCGGCGUUGACCUACCUUAAUCUCUCGGACAACAAGAUCGAGAUAAUUCCGGCUGACAUCUGUCGACUGAUCAAUUUGAAAGAGCUGAUCCUUGACCGUAAUGCCAUCAAGGACCUACCGGACGAAGUGACACGGCUGAGAAACCUGAGGAAUAUUUCCCUCGUCGGAAAUUUACUCAACACCGUACCAUCCUUUUUCAACAUGCGAGCUCUCACUCUGACAGAAGUUCUGUCGAAGACAGAUCACGGAAAGUCAUACAAGGAUGAGAAAGUCAAUCAUAGUAAUUUGCACAAGAUCAAUCUAAGAAAUAAUCAACUGAAAGGAAAUAUAAUUUUAGGAAAUUAUGGCAAUCUGACGCAUCUGGAUGUGAGCGAAAAUAGCAUUGAAAAACUGGAUAUCAGUGCUCUACAAGAAUUGAGAAGUGUACGCUGCGGACGAAAUAAUUUAACGGAAUUAACUCUUUGCGGACGAAACCUUGUAUCGCUUAUUGCUGGAAAUAAUAGAUUAAAAAAACUAAUCGUCGAACCUGUGCCAAUUAAUUUGGAGCAUCUGGAUGUUUCAUACAAUAAUUUAGACGCGUUACCGGAAUGGACAACUGAAUUGCCAGCAUUGCGCGUCCUUUUCGCAUCGCACAAUGCUCUCACGGCUCUCCCAGACAGAUUGUUGUCGCAACCCUCGAGACUAGAAGUUCUCCAUCUGCCUCACAACCGACUACAAGCCCUACCGCCGCCCAGGAGACCAUUGAAUAUCGUCCAUUUAACUCUUCAGGGCAACAUGUUGACCACGUUGCCAACGAGUUUUUUCGCUAACACCGAAAAGAUGAAAGUUUUGAACCUCUCCAACAAUCGCCUCUCCGAACUUCCGUAUCGCGAAGAGGCCGGCAAAAUUCACCAGGGAUCGCAUACCUUGGAGAAAUUAUACGUCACGGCAAAUUGUCUAACCGAUACCGCUCUAGACGCCCUCGCGAAGUUUACGUCUUUGAGAAUUCUUCAUAUCGCUUACAACACCCUGGACACACUUCCGGAAAGUUGCAUAGCUGCGUGGGGCGAUCUGGAAGAAUUGGUGUUAUCUGGAAACCGAUUGCAGUACCUUCCGGACAACGUGGCGAAUCUGCGACACUUGCGUGUGCUACGCGUGCAUUCUAAUCGGCUAUUAACGUGUCCCACGUUCAGUAGAACAACGUCCUUGAAGGUGCUGGAUCUGGCGCAUAAUCAAUUGGAUAGGGUAAAUCUGGCCACACUAGUACCGCCGCAACUGCAAUUUCUUGACAUUUCCUGCAACUCUCGACUGCACGUGGACCCGCGACAGUUCCAGGACUACAGAUCCCAAAGGCCGAUUUCUUUAGUAGAUGUGUCUGGACAGAACAGACCUAGUCUGCCAUCUCAUCCGCAUCAACAAGAAAUCGUCGCGGCGGAAAAGAACACCGAACAACCAUGGCGAUUGGGCUUUUCGGAAACUGCCGGUUCGCGCGAAAAGUUGUACAUUUCCCAAGUGCGAAUGCCAUCCUUUUGCAACAUCGAGGGUCUGUUCGGCAUAUUCGAUGGUGGUUCCAACCAGGAAGCACCUAGCGCUCUUCAGGAAAUGAUCCCCCGCCUCUUACUGGAGGAACGAACGGUCCGGGAGACGUCGAAGGAAUAUCUGAAAUACACCCUGCUGUCGGCGCAUAGAGAGCUCAAGGAGAAGGGUCAGAAGUACGGCGUAGACGCAACUCUGGUCCACGUCGUGAAAUUGCCGUCGCAGCAAGGAUAUCCAAAAUCCUCGACCAAGUAUUCUCUGAAGGUGGCUUCCACCGGGGACGCCAAAGCUGUCCUGUGCAGAGCCGCGGGUCCCUUGACCUUCGCUAAGUCCAAGAAGUCUCAGACAGUUAAGAAUCAACUUGGUAACGCGGCCAUGUUCCCGUUGGCGGUGCCCGAUCCGAUAUACGAGGAAGUCGCCCUGGAGGACGACGAUGAAUUUGUCAUAGUCGCUAAUCGGAAAUUAUGGGAGGUCCUGAGCGUCCAGGAAGCCGUGAGGGAGGCCAGAGCUGAAGCGAGUCCCGUCCUGGCCGCCAAGAGACUUCAGGAUCUCGCGCAGGCUUACGGCGCGGAGGACAAUUUAAGCAUCAUCGUCGUCCGGAUGGCGGGACCGAGCCCGGGCGACAUGGAUCAGCUCAUGCGUGAACUCAGGCAUGCCGUUGGUAAAAACCGAAGCCAAGGCGAUAGCGUGUGCCCUUGUCCUUGUUGCGUGCCACCCGCGACGCAUAAGCCACCGGCUGCCUGCUGUUGUCACGCGAACGAAGGCUAUUAUCUUAAUGGCGUGUUAAAGAACAUUGUGAGCAGAUCUAACAAGGUUCACGGUGGUUCCGGAAGGUACUUCAAGAACUCCAGAUCGACGCAGGAAAACGAAAGUCCUCCGUACAGAGACGACCGCAGUUCGCCAAGUGGACAGUCCGAUCAGGCCAGCGACAGCACUUUCAAGUCUCGUCAUCCAUCCGGAAGAAUGUGGUCCGGAAGUGCGGCCGCCAGGGCGACAAAUAAGGCUCAUCAGAGUGUUCUCAUGCAGGAAAACAGCAUGCGAAAAGUAUCAUCCUGUCUAUCUACACAAGAGGAUGCUAUCUCGGAAAGAUCUAGUGCUCUCAGCGAGGAGCAAUUCCGUUGCUGGGAGUAUAUGCUCGAGCAGAACACUCAGCUGCUAUUCGACAAGGAGUUGGACACGCUGACGAAGGCGCCGUUGCAUCGCGGCCAGUCGAGGUCGACGCCACAGCUGGGAAGCAACCUGCCCUUCCUGUCGAAGCGGUUCGGCAGCGCCCGUUCCUUCAACCCCUCGCUACCACGACCGCCAAUGGUCCGCUUCGGCAGCGGACGAAGAAUGCUGAACGGAGGACCGAACGCCGCCUACUUCGGCAGCCUGCAGAGGCUGAUGCCGUAUAAUCUCGAGUACGAUUUCGCCGUUAUCCAGGAGAGAAACGGCAUGGACUCGCUGGAGCAGGACGCCACGAGGAUGCAGCAGUAUUGGGGAGUUGCCACCACGGAAUUGUAAAUGAGAAUCUAAAUUGAGAAUACUAGGAUAAGAUAUAGAAGUGUAAAAAUGCAAAAAAUCUAUUCAACAAUGAACGAGCUUAAUCGCUUAAUUGCGCAGAAUUAGAAGAAUGUCAUUCAAAUAAUUGAUAUUUAUGUAAUUCCUGAAAAAGUUUUCUUUUCUUUUUAAAGUUCAUAUUUUGCAGAGAUAUAGAGAUACGGCAUUUCGUAUCAUCGCCAUCGUAUCUGAUUGCGAAAUCUAACGCGGAAAUUCGUUGCGUCAAACCGUUUGUCAUAUCGCGAUAAAUUUAUAGUUUGCACUCAUUUAUGAACAAUCCAAUGUAACCGAAGUCUUGAAAGGCCCGACGGCGCGAAGUAAUUACAUCUCUGUACUAUAAUUAUCAUUGGCUAAUGGAAUAUAAUUAAUGGAAUACAACGCGACGAAGCGAGAAGAGCUAAUCGUCAACAAGCGCGCACAAUCGCAGUAAUAAUAUCGAUCGUGCUGAUAACAAUGGCAAGGCCAAGAUAAGCUAUGAAGUUCUUCGAACUUUGCGGAAAGAAAGACGGCGGGAUUUGUACCGUCACUUCGGUAAUUCGCUCGUUUAUUGCAGCUGAUACGCGUGCAAUAAAGGGACCGCGGAAAUCACGGUGCAGCCUUUACGCUACACAAAGCUCGCCUUAUUUCUUUAUAACGGUAGACAUGCGAGAGAUCUAUAUCUGCUUUAUUGCGGAACGACUUUACGGCGCUGAGUAACUCCGUAGAAAAUGGGCCAAAUAAUGGAGAGAUCGAAGAAAAUCCGUUUCUGAUCUUCCCGAGAUCGGAGACUGAUUUAAAUAUUUUAAAGUUCGAUCUUAUCUUAUAUGAUCAGAUACUAUUUUAUAUUCUUUUAUUGGAUUGUCCAUAUAUAUUUCCGUUCUAUUAACACGAUUAUUACGAUUUAUCUCAUAAAUCUUCUCUAAAUAAAACUCUUCAAUUUGAUUUAUAAUUAAGAAACAUACAAAGUGUGUGCUGCCCAAUAUAGCAUUAAUUGAACAAAUUAAGGAUCCGAACUCGCACAGUGCAUUUCUGUGCAUUUAAAAUUCUUUAGCGUGUCGAUUAUCUUCUUGUAUAUAUUGAUUUUAUGUUAUCUCGCAAAUCUCAAUUGUUCGUUGCUCCAUUUUUUUAUGUUUAGCAUAUUUAGCGUUAAAUAUCGUUGUGCUUCGUAUUUUUUUUUUCUUACAAAGUUUAGAAAUAUCUUUUGUACAUAAUUAUAUUGCGUAAUAAGUACAAUUUAAUAUAUCUUUGAUGUUGUGACACUCCCACGAUAAACUAUUGACAAUGCCAAGAAACACGUGAUGUUGACGCAAUCGGUGUGAUCUCGUUCUUUCAAUUAUAUGAAUGUCACGUAUCGAUGUUCGACUUACGAUGUACAGGGCGAUGUUUCUAAUGAAUCACACCAUUUGUACGAUAAUUCUGCGCAAAAUGUUAAACGUGUUACAAUAAUCAAAAUAUUUGAAUCGUUAUUUAAAUUUAUAAAAAUAAAAGUUAAUAUAAUCGUUAAUAUGAAUUUAAUAUGAAGUUAAUAUGAAAAAUUGUAACAAAAUAUUCGAGACGACAAUCUUACAAUUCUUUAUUUCAUAGAUCUUAUCGAAAUCUGCCAUUUUGCUAUAAUUUAUUGAUCUAUAUUUUGCAUCAUAAAUUCUUUUGCUAAUCAGUAAAUGACAUUUAACGUUUGUAGAAACUUCUAUUUGGCCAAAGCAAUGCAUCAGAGACACCGUAUAUUUAUGAGAAAGAUUAAGCCCUAUUAUCGGCGUUCAAAGAGCAUGAGUUUUUUUUUUUUUUAAUUCAGUCUUUAUGGUGCGUCAAUUAAGCAUAUUUCAUUCUUCCCCUUAGGGCCUGCAAUUUCAUUAUCUUAGAUUAGCUUAACUCCAAUUCCAUUGGAAUCAAUCACAUUUGUUAAACAGAUUCAGAAUAAAUUAAUUAAUCACAAUUGAUAUUUAAUCGAUAUUUAAGUUAAUAGAAAAUGGUGAAAUUGGCUUUAAUCGGAAUUAUGCUCUUUGAUGAGAAAAAAGAAUCACGUGAAAAUAUUUGAUAAAUGCGAAGACAUUUUUUUCAUUGAUGUAUUAUAGAAUGUGUCCCGAAAGAAAAUAUGUUCCAAUUACAGAUUUAUAUUUGUCUGAAAUGCGAAAGUUCUUUGAUCGCAAGAUAAAUUACGUAUUUAUAAGAAAAAUAAUUUAAAAGAAAAGUUAUUCUGCAAAAGUCAUCGGUAUUAUAUAUGAUGUAAAAAUAGAAACUUUCAAAACUUUAUUUUUUUAUUAUUUAAUAUU